This is a messenger RNA of Leptopilina heterotoma, 1825 nucleotides long. RefSeq lists its product as uncharacterized. Bases 1129 to 1788 code for a protein of 219 amino acids. NCBI's taxonomy places the organism in Eukaryota, Metazoa, Arthropoda, Insecta, Hymenoptera, Figitidae. The record is from RefSeq and is a predicted model, not a curated record. The transcript is spliced from 10 exons.
UCCGUCUGCUCCAGUCUGUUCCCAUGUGGUUGUGUGUGCUAAAGAUUUUAAUUUUUACCGAUUUCAUUUUAUUUUUGAUGUUUUUGGCUUUCAAACAAAGUCAAUUAUGGAGAAUAACACUAGAAAUUACUCAGACAAGGUCUACGAUUUUCAAAUAGUCGAAUUUAUUUCUCGCGGACCAAAAAGUAGGAGGAGGCAAACGGACAUCGUACCUCUUUUAUGGAUCACCUAUGAUAAGAGAAGAGGGCAUUAUCUCACUAAAUUUAUGCCACCCCCCUACAAGGAGGACAAGUCUACUUUUUUUCACCACCUUGUUGAAACAAAAUCUCCCCCAUUAGAAGACUGGUCAAACUAUCAUAUUGAUUUUGUUGGAGAAGGCAAGACUUAUGAAGAAGCUAAACAAAAGUUGGAUAAAUUAAAAAAUGAUUAUAAAACCAUCUACACAACCGAUUCCGAAUUCGGUUCAGGACAAAAAGCUGAAUAUAUUAAAAAACAAGUUAGAGAAGUGGCUAAAGAAAGUAGUUUGCUAAAUCUUCAGUUACCAGAGGCGUUAGAUCAUUUUACAUCUUCAUCUUCAGACUGUUCCUCUAUACAAAAUGAGAUCAAAGAUUUAGUAAGUCGAAAAAAAAUAAGAACACACAAAACGAAAAAAUCUAAAAACCAAAAACCGGAAGGUCGAAAAAUAAAAAAGACGAUUUAAAACCAGAGAAAGUGUCGACUACAAGUGCUUCAUCACCAGAUACGAAAAUAUCAAUUAGAACUAAAACUGACAACAAAAAUAGGAAAGAUAAUUGCAAUAAUAAUUUAGUUAGAAAUAGUCCAUAUGGAGAGAAACCUGUCAUCACUAGAAUCGAAAAGGUUAAAAUAAACAAGUUUGACGUACUUCUAAAACAAAAUAAUAAUUUAAAUGAUGAAAUAAAUAGAAAUUUCGUUAAAGAUUAUCCAUAUCAAAAUUCUGCUGAUGAAAGUUUUGAUAAUUUAAAUAAAAGUUUUUCGUCCGUUGAAAAAACACCGCAAAAAUAUAAGGAUUCUGAUAAAUGUCAGGACCAUUUUAGUAAAGAUGGAACGAUUGAAGAAUUCGACGAUGAAUUCAUUCAAAAUGAGUCAUUAAAUUCUCAAACUACGAGAAUGAAAUUAAAACCGCAUAAGAAAUCUAUUAAACAAAGAUAUGAUUUUAAUAAUGAAGUUCUUGGAAAUAUGGACAGCGAGACGAUUAAAACGAAGGGGAAACAUAAAUCGAAAUCUGUUUCUUCAGAUACGUGUCUGCUAUUGGCUGCAAUAAAGGGCCUAAGCGUUCAGGUUGAGGAAAUAUGCUCUAAGCAAGAUUCGACGCUAGGAUUGAUUCAAUCCCUGAUAUUAAAAAAUGGCUUAUCUAAAGCCAAAGGAUUUGUUGUAAAUAAUAGUUUAAAUUUACCAUUUACGAAUAUGGAAGAAUUUGAUGAGUUCAAUACAAAAUUGCAAGAACAACAGUUUUGCGAUGAUUUUAUGUCCUCUUUAUAUUUCCUUAUUGAUAAGGAACUAAGCAUCUCAAUGAGCGUCCUGAAUAUCAUGAAAAAAUAUAUGUCAAAGGAGCUGCUCUUAAAAUUCACGAACGUUAAACAGCAAGGGAACAAAUUUGUUUUAAACAAAUAUGGAAUACACAAAUGUAUAGUGGAUGCUGUUGUUCAAACACAUGGCGGUGAUGAUAAAGAUAAAGGUUUAGAAAAAUCUGUGAUAGAUGCACUUGGGUCAGUAAUUAGUGGAGCAAGAGAUUGCGAAGGUGGACGAAAAGAACGCUUAUUGUUAUAGUAUUUCUAUUACUAAAUUAAUAACUAAUUCAUUUUUA